GCCGAUGGCAGGACAGUAGCCGCCUGUCAGGGGUCGUGAAAGGCUGAGGCAAACGAAGCGACUCCCUGGCCUCAGAGAUUGGGUGUCUCCGGAGGCCAUGGGCUACCCCGAGGUAGAGCGCAGGGAAUCCUUGCCUGCGGCAGCGGCAGCGGCAGCGCCACCGCCACAGGAGCAGGGGAGCCAGGGCUGCGGCUGUCGCGGGGCCCCUGCCCGGGCAGCCGAAGGGAACAGCUGCCGGCUCUUCCUGGGUUUCUUUGGGCUCUCGCUGGCCCUCCACCUGCUGACGUUGUGUUGCUACCUAGAGUUGAGGUCCGAAUUGAGGCGGGAACGGGGUGCCGAGUCCCGCCUUAGCGGCUUGGGCACCUCUGGCACCCUGAGCAACCCUAGUGGCCUCGACCCCAAUGGUCCCAUCACUCACCACCUCGGGCCGUCACCUGAGCAGCAGCCGUUGGAACCAGGUGAAACCACACUCGCCCCUGACUCCCAGGACCGGCACCAGGUGAGUCACCUAGUCCGGGAGGUGGCGACCCCCUCCCCUAGUAGGUAG
Molecule: messenger RNA, 547 nt
Organism: Dipodomys spectabilis (banner-tailed kangaroo rat)
Lineage: Eukaryota; Metazoa; Chordata; Mammalia; Rodentia; Heteromyidae
Product: ectodysplasin-A-like
Exons: 1
Coding region: 98-547 (149 amino acids)
Source: RefSeq, a predicted model, not a curated record